Microdochium trichocladiopsis is the source of this 1209-nucleotide messenger RNA. RefSeq lists its product as uncharacterized. The transcript is spliced from 5 exons. The record is from RefSeq and is a predicted model, not a curated record. Lineage: Eukaryota; Fungi; Ascomycota; Sordariomycetes; Xylariales; Microdochiaceae. The annotation marks the transcript as partial.
GGACGGACUGGGGCUUGCUUUACGGAGAGCUAGCUUGCCCCUUGUCAAGAUUGACAACGCCACAGACAGCACAGCUUCCAGCGUGCCUGAGUCCGGACUUGCGCAGCACAAUGAGCCCAAAGCGCCGAUCCCCGGUGCCCAAGGACUGCGGGACAAACUCAUAUCAGGUUUUGCAGCUACCUUCAAAUGAUUGAUAGACGACGCUGGCGCAAUAUCGAACAGCAGAUCUUGAAACACAAACACUACUCAAGUCGGGCCUCGUGACUGCUUGGUCAGCGCUGGACGAUGACAUCAUGGGUUAUUGAUGGCUCCAACACUCCCUCGCUCGGAGACCUCGCACGAGCCAGUCGCCUUCUGCACGGCUUUCACUACGCAGAAGAGCCUGCGCUCUCGCAGAAUGCAGGGUUUCUAUGAAGAACCUUUAUCCAGGUGGUUGAGGCACCGAGCUACUCAGUCUCGAUGCGCUCAUCCAUUCGGCGUGGCACAGGCUGUUUCGCCGCUGGGGCUUGGAGCGAGUCAGGCCAAGGUCGAUCUCGAGCAGCGCAGGGCGAUCAGGUGGUCCUUUGGCAGCAUGGCCCGUUGGCUCACAAAUCCGAUGCAGUUCCUGCGCUUCAUUGCGCUGCAACACAUCUAUGUCUUGAGGGUACGUCUUACCUGGGCCGGGUCGGACACUCGUAUCUUGCAAGGCAAGUCUGUGGCAGAACUACGGACAACGGAUGACCGCAGACGAUGCAAGGUCGGCAGGAACCAGGAGAAGCGUUUCACACUUGACCGCGUUCAGAGCCUUCCUUCAGAUGCCAGCUCUUCAGCUCUUCUCACUGAAUUCGUUCAUUAUGCUCCAAAGACGUGUUUGGAGGAUCCCAUUCUCCCUGGCUUUAGGAGCCCUCUUCAUUAUUAUCAUAAGACGAUCGAGGAACUUGUUUUGGGACUCCCCCCGUCCCUGGCUGACGUCGACAGAUACUCUACAAAGCUACUGCAAAAUCACACCUCAAGGCGUCAACUCGCCCUUGCCAAGCACUACGGCCUGCAUUACCCAGAUAUUCCUCAGACCACCAGUCACCCUGGGAUCAAGCCUGCCUGGCGGCAGCAGAUGGCAGAGAGCAAAGAAGAAGCAUGUCGACAACGCAACACCUUUAUAGAUAUCCAAAGCAAGCCACAAUUAAAUUUUAAAAGUCAAUUGAUUAUUUAUGAAUCAACUCAAAACGAAGU